Molecule: messenger RNA, 1061 nt
Organism: Hibiscus syriacus
Lineage: Eukaryota; Viridiplantae; Streptophyta; Magnoliopsida; Malvales; Malvaceae
Product: 60S ribosomal protein L8-3-like
Exons: 2
Coding region: 129-911 (260 amino acids)
Biological process (GO): cytoplasmic translation
Cellular component (GO): ribosome; cytosolic large ribosomal subunit
Molecular function (GO): structural constituent of ribosome; RNA binding
Source: RefSeq, a predicted model, not a curated record
CCAAAAAACCCUAGUCAGAACUCAGAAUAAUAUAUUUAUCAGAUUUUCUUCCAAACCCUAAUCUCAUUUCACUACUCUCUGCCGCUUCCGAGGGAGAGUUCUCAUACCCAUUCAGACCUUUCACCGAAAUGGGUCGAGUCAUCCGAGCUCAACGUAAGGGUCCGGGUUCCGUCUUCAAGGCCCACACCCACCACCGGAAGGGUCCCGCCCGAUUCCGCAGCCUCGACUUCGGCGAGCGAAAUGGCUACCUCAAAGGUGUCGUCACCGAAGUUAUCCACGACCCAGGCCGUGGUGCGCCUUUGGCUCGCGUGGUGUUCCGUCAUCCUUUCCGUUACAAGAAGCAGAAGGAACUGUUCGUCGCUGCCGAGGGUAUGUACACCGGACAGUUCGUGUACUGCGGUAAGAAGGCUACCCUUGUGGUCGGAAACGUGUUGCCUCUUAGAUCCAUCCCUGAAGGAGCUGUGGUUUGCAACGUCGAACAUCACGUUGGCGAUCGUGGGGCUUUUGCUAGGGCUUCUGGUGAUUAUGCUAUUGUUAUUAGUCACAACCCUGAUAACGACACCACCAGAAUCAAGCUCCCAUCGGGUGCGAAGAAAAUUGUUCCAAGUGGUUGCCGUGCCAUGAUUGGGCAGGUCGCUGGAGGUGGUAGGACUGAGAAGCCUCUUCUCAAAGCGGGUAAUGCUUACCACAAAUACAGGGUGAAGAGGAACUGCUGGCCUAAGGUGCGCGGUGUGGCUAUGAACCCAGUCGAGCAUCCACAUGGUGGUGGUAACCAUCAACACAUCGGUCAUGCUAGUACUGUUAGACGCGAUGCUCCUCCUGGACAAAAGGUUGGUCUUAUUGCUGCAAGGAGGACCGGUAGGCUCAGAGGUCAAGCUGCUGCUACUGCUGCCAAGGCUGAUAAGGCUUAGGGUCAAGGAUAUUACUUUGUUUUGUUGGGGCAUUAUAAUUAUGUUGAAGAGUAUCAAGUACAUUUCUGUUUCAGAAAAUUUGGUUGAAUUUUCAGACAAUUGUACCGUUUCGAGUUGUUUGAGGAAUGUCGUAUGGUUUCAGUUUGGAUA